This is a messenger RNA of Phlebotomus argentipes, 2410 nucleotides long. RefSeq names its product ATP-dependent zinc metalloprotease YME1L (gene YME1L). Gene Ontology annotation, biological process: protein quality control for misfolded or incompletely synthesized proteins; mitochondrion organization. The transcript has 5 exons. The record is from RefSeq and is a predicted model, not a curated record. Gene Ontology annotation, molecular function: metalloendopeptidase activity; ATP-dependent peptidase activity; ATP hydrolysis activity. The coding region runs from base 161 to 2350 and encodes 729 amino acids. NCBI's taxonomy places the organism in Eukaryota, Metazoa, Arthropoda, Insecta, Diptera, Psychodidae. Gene Ontology annotation, cellular component: mitochondrial inner membrane.
GUUGAGGCGCCACUGCCGCAGAGGACAAAUGUCAACCUUGUCGCCUUGCGAUUUUUCUCAAAAAGUUUUUAUUUGGCGAUAAAACCCCCAUUUAUCGUGCAUAUUGGGCAUUUGUGAGGCUCUGGUGGUACAGUAAUAGGUAAAUUGUGCAGAAGUGACAAUGUUUUCCCUAAAUCAUCACAAUCAACAAAUCCUCUUCCAUCUGAGCCAAAUAACACCGCGGCGGAACAAUGUGGCUCUGAAGAAACACAAGACAAAGAAGAACGCUGCGACUGAGAAACAUAACCACACUCUUCAGUUAGAUAAGACGAUACUGUGUCCGCUGAGUAUGCAGGAAGUCCUCCAGAGUAUGCGAUUUGCCCCCUUUCCCGCCCACCAGAGGCUCUCGAAUGCACACCUCACGGAGCUCUGCGUCGUCCUGCACCCAGAGCGGAGGAUACCACGGGAUAAGUCACCGUGGAGAGUGAGUUACGUGCCAGAAGACUCAUUUAGCAUAAAGCCCACGACCAGCGGAAGGAUAUCGAGUUUCCCGGGAAGUCUCCUGGCCAAUAAUCUUAAGUGCAGCAUCCAGAUCCGCGGAUUCAAGACAGACAGAUCCAUAGACGCCGAAAUGAAGCGAAAUCCGGGGCUGUUGGCGAGAUUUCGGGGGAGUUUGGGGCCCAGCGGUCGUGCAGACGCCCCCCAUGUUCCGGCCAGUGCCACAUCCGGCAGCGAGACGCUGAACAAGCUGCUGCAGCAGGUGGAGGACGGCGGACUGAAUGGGGAGCAGAAGCAGAGACUGAAAGUGGCCUUUGCCGAGGGUUACCUGGCGGCCAACAGUGCCGAUGGCACCAAAGGGAGUCGAACUAUGAAGUACCUCAAGGUUCUCCAGCAGAUCGUGAUCAUCAUUGUGUUUAUCGGGAUAUUCUUCAGUCUGUUCUCCUCGACGAGUGGAUCGGUGUUUAGUAAUUCCCAAACUAGGAUUCAGCUGGGCAACCAAGUGGAAGUGGAUCCGGAGGAGAUCAAUGUGACUUUCGAGGACGUCAAGGGAUGCGACGAGGCGAAGCAGGAGCUGAAGGAAGUGGUGGAGUUCCUCAAGAAUCCCGACAAGUUCUCCAAUCUGGGCGGCAAGCUGCCCAAAGGGGUGCUGCUGGUGGGGCCGCCGGGCACAGGGAAGACGCUGCUGGCGCGUGCAAUCGCCGGAGAGGCUGGAGUGCCCUUCUUCCACGCCGCCGGGCCGGAGUUCGACGAGGUGUUGGUGGGACAGGGCGCCCGGCGGGUGCGUGAUCUGUUCAAGGCGGCCAAGGAGAGGGCGCCGUGUGUGAUCUUCAUCGAUGAGAUCGAUUCGGUGGGCGCCAAGAGGACAAACUCCGUUCUGCAUCCGUACGCCAAUCAGACGAUCAACCAGCUGCUGUCGGAGAUGGAUGGCUUCCACCAGAAUGAGGGUGUGAUUGUCCUGGGCGCGACGAAUAGGCGGGAUGAUCUCGAUCAGGCGCUGCUGCGACCGGGGCGCUUUGAUGUGGAAGUGGUGGUGCCCACGCCCGACUUUGGGGGCCGCCGAGAGAUCCUCACGCUCUACCUGGCCAAGAUUCUGCACAAGGACAUCGACAUUGACACACUGGCGCGCGGAACGACGGGAUUCACGGGCGCAGAUCUGGAGAAUAUGGUGAAUCAGGCGGCUCUGAGGGCGGCGAUUGAUGGGGCGGAGGUGGUGACGAUGAAGCACCUCGAGAGUGCCCGCGAUAAAGUGCUGAUGGGGCCGGAGAAGAAGGCUCGCGUGCCGGACGAGGAGGCGAACAAGAUCACGGCCUAUCACGAGGGCGGACACGCCAUUGUGGCGUACUUCACGAAGGAGAGUCACCCCAUUCACAAGGUGACCAUCAUGCCGAGGGGCCCCUCGCUGGGGCACACGUCGUACAUCCCAGAGAAGGAGCGCUACCAUGUCACAAAGGCCCAGCUCCUGGCCAUGAUGGACACGAUGAUGGGCGGCAGGGCGGCGGAGGAGCUGGUUUUCGGCCCGGAGAACAUCACUUCUGGCGCCGGGAGUGAUCUGAAGCAGGCCACGAGCAUCGCCACGCACAUGGUGAAGGACUGGGGCAUGUCGGAGCGCGUGGGGCUGCGCACGAUUGAGGGUGCGAAGGGGCUGCAGCCGAGCGAAUCUCUAGGGCCCAACACAGUUGAGCAGGUGGAUGCGGAGAUUAAGAAAAUCCUCAGUGAUAGCUACGAGCGGGCCAAGGCGAUCCUCAAGGCGCAUCCCAAGGAGCACAAGGCUCUGGCGGAGGCGCUCCUGAAGUACGAGACUCUCGAUGCUGAGGAUGUCAAGGCCAUCAUGGGUGGCUCCAAGAUACACCAAGAGGCGAAGGCGUCGUAGGAGAGAAAGCGCUUAAAUUAUCUUGUAAUAUUUAGUUCAAAUAGAACGAUUCCACUCUCA